This is a messenger RNA of Pyrus x bretschneideri (Chinese white pear), 1496 nucleotides long. Its product is annotated as E3 ubiquitin-protein ligase PUB23-like. The record is from RefSeq and is a predicted model, not a curated record. The coding region runs from base 55 to 1347 and encodes 430 amino acids. Gene Ontology annotation, molecular function: ubiquitin protein ligase activity. NCBI's taxonomy places the organism in Eukaryota, Viridiplantae, Streptophyta, Magnoliopsida, Rosales, Rosaceae. Gene Ontology annotation, biological process: protein ubiquitination. The transcript has a single exon.
UAUUGUUAAUAACCUCAUCAGUCAUAACCUCCUCAACUUCUCUUUGAUUUUACAAUGGAGGAUCUUGAGAUAUCAGAGAGAAAAACACCUGCAGAUCAUUCAGCCAUGGACGACUUUCCUCCGUACCAUUUCAGAUGUCCCAUUUCUAUGGAGCUCAUGAAAGAUCCCGUCACCAUCUCCACUGGUGUCACCUACGAGCGUAACAACAUUGAGAAAUGGUUCUUCUCCUACAAGAAGAAAACUUGUCCUGCCACAAUGCAAAGCGUUGAGAAUUUCGACAUGAUUCCAAACCACACCCUCAAGAGGCUCAUUGUUGCAUGGCAAACCAAAGAGGAUGCUAAAAAAGCUAUUUGCUCAACAUCAUCUACACCAAGGCCUUCAAAUAAACAUGACGAAAUUCAAGCGCAUCUCAACACAAUCGUGUCAUCCCCAUUCAAGGUAAAUUCGAUUAAGAAACUCCGUUCCAUCAUCGAGAUAGAUGACGAGACGAAAAAUGAUUUUAUUCGAUCAAACGGGGUCGAAGUUCUUGUCCAAAUUCUUGAUCAAAUUCUCUUGGAGAGCUCGGAUUUCACUACGUUUAGAGCUUGUGAGGAGGCUCUUUGUAUUCUUCACCAACUUCCCAUAUUGGAAGAAGGGAAAACAUUUAAAUUGUUAUCGAAGCAAGAAUCAACCAGAUCAAUGGCCAUCAUGCUUCAGCGAGGAAGCGCUGAGGCACGGCUCCAUACCAUUACCAUAUUCAAGAAGAUGGCGAAAACCCAGUAUGAUUGGAGCUUCGUGGUACAAGAUCAAGGUAUAGAUUUUUUUAAAUCCUUGUUGGAGCUUGUUUCGGAUGAAAUAUGUAGCAAAGCAAGUUCAUGUGCCUUGGAAGUCUUGAUAGAAAUAUUGACAGCAUCAAAGAAAAACAGGCUGAGGGCAAUUGAAGCGGGUGCAGUUUGUGUCCUCAUAGAGCUACUGCCAGACUCCAACAGAUCCAAAUGUGAGAAAAUGUUACAAGUGAUAAAGUUGUUAUGUGAACGUGCUGAGGGAAGGCAGGCCUUGGUGGAACAUGGUCUGGGCAUUGUUUCCAUUUCCAAAAAAAUGUUGCAUGUUUCCAAUGCUGCCACCAAGAUUGGGGUGAAGAUCAUAUGGUUGAUUUGUAAUUUUCAUCCGACCGAGAGGGUAUUGGAAGAAAUGUUGAUUUGUGGACCUGUGAAGAAGCUUGUGGCAUUGUUGCACAUGGAUGGCAGAUCUUCUACAAAGGAUAAGGUGGUGAAGAUCUUCAAGAUGCAUGGAAAUUCAUGGAAACAAUAUCCAUGUUUCCCUUGUAAUUUGAAGGACUAUUUGGGAUUUGUAAAUGAUCCUCGCUAAUUAGGGUUUUAUCUUCUUUCAAGUUUUGUAUUAAUUUUUCAAAACACACAGCAAAAUACAGUUAAUUUUCUCAUGAAAAAAAUUGAACUGGUACAAGUAUUGUGAAAGUCUAAUUAAUGAUUUAGAAUUUUAUAUAUAUGAUUCGGAUA